AUGCUGGAAGAAUGUCUGGACCUCAUGCGACGGCUGCCGCCCCAGCGGACGACUGAGAACCUCAGCAAGUUGCUCGAGCUGUGCCCCGACUUGGCAGAAGAUCUCCUGAGCUCGGUCGACCAGCCUCUCGUCAUCCGAACGGAUCGUGCCGGUCGUCAGUACCUCUGCUGCGACUAUAACCGCGACGGCGACAGCUGGAGGUCACCGUGGACGAACGAGUACGACCCACCGCUCAGCGAUGGAGCAAUGCCGUCGGACAGGCUACGCAAAGUCGAAGAGGCCGCCAAUGACGCUUUCGAUGUCUAUCGCGACAUGUACUAUGGCGGCGGUCUAUCAUCUGUCUAUCUAUGGGACACCGACGACGGCUUCGCUGGCGUUGUUCUGCUGCAGAAAGCCUAUGUGCCAAGCGAGAAGCCAGACAACCUGCUCAGGAGCACUUGGGACUCCAUACACGUCUUUGAGAUGACAGACAAGGGACGCUCGUCUACUGUCAAGCUCACCAGCACGGUCCUGCUGCAUUUGGUAAGGCAUGAUCCGUCUGUGGGUGAGCUAGAGCUGGGUGGAAGCAUGACGCGCCAGCUCGAGCAAGAAGUCACGCGAGAUUCCUCUCUGCCUCAACCACAUGUCGUCUGUCUUGGCCGGAUCAUCGAAGACAUGGAGGCAAAGAUGCGCAAUCUACUUCAGGAGGUCUACUUUCAAAAGUCUGCCAAUAUCUGCAAUGACAUUCGAUCGAUCCAAGGACUGGCAGAAGGCAAGCGUCGUGCCGACCUACAAGGCGAGCUUGUCGGUCUCCUGCGAAAGACCUGA
Mixia osmundae IAM 14324 is the source of this 807-nucleotide messenger RNA. RefSeq lists its product as uncharacterized. Gene Ontology annotation, cellular component: cytoplasm; F-actin capping protein complex. The transcript is spliced from 7 exons. NCBI's taxonomy places the organism in Eukaryota, Fungi, Basidiomycota, Mixiomycetes, Mixiales, Mixiaceae. Gene Ontology annotation, biological process: actin cytoskeleton organization; barbed-end actin filament capping; cell morphogenesis. Gene Ontology annotation, molecular function: actin filament binding. Bases 1 to 807 code for a protein of 268 amino acids. The record is from RefSeq and is a predicted model, not a curated record.